UAGCAGCCUUGAGUCUCCGUUGACAGCUGUGGCAGAGCAGAAGAAGAGCGCGGUGUUAUGAAAGGUUUACUUCAAUCUUUGGGCACGAAAACUAGUGUUUUAUUCUGAGAUUAUGAAAGAAAACAUCUGAUUAAGAAGGCGAAAGCCACACAACGAUCAACUAUUCAAGUUUAUGGGGAAAUCAGAGACCAUGUCAGCCAUCAAGAUUGCCUUACAGCACAACCAGAGACGUGGGAAGAGAAAAUCUGGAGAGGUGUCCACCGAAGUGUCUCCAGACUCCAAGUGCCCCAUCUGUCUGGACAUGUUUAACAACAUCUCAUACUUGGACCUUUGCCUACACAAGUUCUGUUUCCGCUGCAUUCACGAGUGGUCCAAGAACAAAGCGGAGUGCCCACUAUGCAAGCAACCUUUUAAUUCCAUCUAUCACAGUAUCAAAUCAGAGCAGGACUUUAAGAAGUAUGACUUGAAGCCUGCAGACAACGGCUCUUUUGGGACUUUUGGGGGUGUACGCUUCAGAUACCGCACCACUCUCACAGGGGUCAGUCGACAGAGGACAAUUGCACCUCCUCAAAAUGGAGUCAUGUUUGAAGCUUCGACCAACCCUGCACCACAAAGGCAAGACCGCUACAUCCGCCGCAUCAUGACAAAACUGGCUGCUCAGAGGAGAGCAGCAAGUGAAGGGAGAUCUGUUAAUAAUCUGAGAGAACAGGAAAUGAUCAACUUCAGAAAGGAACUGUACCGUCAAGGUGUGAGAGUUCGGGGCGUGCGAGAUGGUGGCCGAUCUCGAGAUACAUCUGCUGAAUUCUACAGGAGAAAUCCCGCCUGCUUACACAGACUUGUGCCUUGGCUAAAAAGAGAACUGAUGGUGCUGUAUGGUGCACAUGGCUCUUUGGUGAAUAUUGUACAGCACAUUGUCAUGUCACGCAUCACUCGCUAUGAUGUGGAAGAUGGAGCCAUGUUAGAGGAGCUCAGGCCGUUUCUUCAGGGUUGCACUGAACACUUUCUGCACGAGUUCAUCAGCUUUGCCAAGUCGCCAUUUAAUAUGGAAGCCUAUGAUCAGCAUGCAGUUUAUGACUACCAAGGCCGUUCUUCCACAGAUGAAAACAGCUCAAACUCCUCUGUUAUUGCUUUAUCAGAGGAUGAGGCUCAGUCCAUAGAGCUGGAUCCUCCAGGAGACUCCAGCUCCACCAACAUGAGUCACUCUAUGUGGGACGAUGAGACGCCUGGGCCGUCCUACUCCACCCAGACAGAGUCCAGCCGGGUCGAACAGCUCUCACUGCCAGAUUCUGACUCUGACAGCAGCGUGGAAGAAGACCGGGGCCUUCAGCCUCCUGUGGAAACUGUAAGGCCUCUUAACCAAAAAGCAGAGACUCCACAGAAUGAGUGCUUUUCCUCUGAUAGUGAGGACUGUGUAAUAGUGGGCUUUGUCAAACCCACUGCCGAAAGGACUCCAGAGCUUGUUCAACUUUCUUCAGACUCCUCAGAUGAUGAAGACAAUAAAGAAAGGCCCGGUUUGCCUCAGCACAUUCGUUUUACAAGUGUCAGUCCCGCAGUAUCAGUAAGUAGUGGUCCUGCUGACGAUCCGAUCUCAGAAAAAGAGACAAAUGUUCCUGAAACAAAUGUAAAAGAAAGGCAUAAAACCAGUCGGAGGACACACACACCUGAAAAGAGAAGCAAAGAGACACACAAAGACGCACAUAGAUCUAAAAACAGGGAGCAGAGGGCAAAGAGAAGAUCACGAAGCAGAGACCGGAGAACUCCAGAAAGUUACAGCAGAGACAGGGGUCAUACCAACUGUACCAGAGAUGACUAUUACUCUUACUACAAAAGGAGGGAUGGCCACAGCACACACACACACAGCAGUCAUUCAGGGAGCCAUCACCAUUAUGACAGAGAUCGUCGCCAUGGUAGAUACAGCCGGUCGAGAAGCCGGAGUAGAGAGAGGCGACAUGACAGAGGACGUUCAAAAUCCUACUCCAGUAGCCGAUCCCCAUCCGUGAAAAGAAAAUCUCACCACGAAAAGCCCGGAGGAAAACGGAAAUACAAAACCAGGCACUUGGAGGAACCUUGUGAAGACUCCACCAAACACAGUUCGUCAAAACACAGGAAAAAAAGCAAAGAUAAAAGUCAGGAUGUGGAGCUCGACCGUUCCGAAAACUCACCUGAGAGGAGUAGACGGCACCGUAAGAAGAAAAAGAAGCACAAGAAGAAAAGCAAAAGACAUAAAAGCAGUGAGCGUAAAGAGAAGCGAGCGUCGAACGUCAUCACCAUAGACAGUGAUAAUUGCGCGGAUGGGACUCAGGACAAUAGCACUCACAACUCUCCCAAUAAAACCUCACCAGACCUUGCGGAGACCACUCCUCUGGACACUGAGGCACUGUGGGGUUGACCUUAAAAUGUGAACGCCAAUCAAAAAAGAAGUUUUCAACAAGUUACAUCACCUUUUUUAGAGCUGGAUACUAUAAUUUUUUUUUUAAACAGCCCAUAUUACUGUAUUUUCUGAUCUAUGUUAUAAUGUUGUUUCCUCAUCAAAAAGAUACCUGGACUUGUGUUUUGUUUCAUUCACACAUGUUUAACAAACAAACUCACAAACUGAAAACAUUCUGGUUGACCUUGUGAUAUCAUGGUUAUACAGGAAGUGCCUCAUUUUGUUUGUAAUCUUGAGCAACCUUCACUAGAAUAAUUUGGAUGAUUUCUGCCCUGGAAUUUCCUAUUGCUACUAAACAAAAGGUCAAAGGGGCAUUUUGAGCUUUGAAGAUGUAAACAGACUAAUAAUAAAUGGUUACUCAAACGUGUGAAAGAAACAAAACACAACUCCAGGAGGUAACAACAUUUAUAACAGGGCUUAAAGCUCACGAGAAUCAGUUUUGUGUAAUAUAUGAUCUUUACGUUCCAAACAUGUUGCAUCAUCUAUUUUAGGGCCGGAUAAUAUGGGGAGUGGUUUAAUGAUCGCUUUAGUUGACAUUUUAACUGUAAGGAAGGUGCCACUGUAAACAAAUCUAUGCUGCCAAAACUAUUUGUUUCUUUUAAAUCAGUUGUAUUUGCGUUAUUUGAUCAUUUUGCAGUUAAACUAUACAAUUUUAAAGUAGUGAGAGAAAGAAAAAUCAGCAGUGAAUUUUGUUACGUCAGCUGUUUAAUCUUGGGAUGAGUUUUAUUUCACAUUGUCUGGGUUAACUGAGAAUGUGUGUUUAUAUAAAAAAGUUAUAUUUGUAAUAAAUUAUCCAACUGCA
Boleophthalmus pectinirostris (great blue-spotted mudskipper) is the source of this 3230-nucleotide messenger RNA. RefSeq names its product topoisomerase I binding, arginine/serine-rich a (gene toporsa). The coding region runs from base 173 to 2389 and encodes 738 amino acids. Lineage: Eukaryota; Metazoa; Chordata; Actinopteri; Gobiiformes; Gobiidae. The record is from RefSeq and is a predicted model, not a curated record. Gene Ontology annotation, molecular function: ubiquitin protein ligase activity. Gene Ontology annotation, biological process: protein polyubiquitination; protein monoubiquitination. The transcript has 2 exons.